Messenger RNA from Durusdinium trenchii, 3591 nucleotides. The record is from the annotation of a GenBank genome assembly. Lineage: Eukaryota; Dinophyceae; Suessiales; Symbiodiniaceae.
AUGAGCCAGUUGGAACUUGAGUAUCACGAUUUGUUGAGCCUUUUCGAGUUUUUGGACAAUGGAGACGGUGAAAUUACGCUCAUGGAAUUUGUCGAAGGAGCUGGGCGAUUGAAAGGCCGCAAUCAAGGCUCAAAAAGAGAGCGAGCCUUUUUAGAUGGCAGCGGAGCUGUGAAGGACUUAAUUUGCCCGGAGCUCAAGGAGGAGAACUACACUACACCAACGACCUGGACUAAGCAAGAGACGAAGAUGGAGGCGUGCAAAGACGAAGUGCAGAAGAGAGCCCGGAAGCUUUACUCCUACUUGGUGAGCCUUGUGAAGGGCAGACCACUUCGGAUCAUCCGGAGUGUCACGAGCAAUGACGGCUUCAAGGCCUGCCAGCCCAAGACAAGACAGAGAGAACUUGGAAUCAUCCAAGCCUUGGUGGCCUUCCCUCAAUUUGACAGAGGCAAGAUCCUAGAGGGGUUCAUAAAGUACGACGAGCUGGUCGGCGAGUACGAGCUGGCAGGAACCUGCGUGGACAAGAACCUGAAGAUAGCAACAGUGAGGGAAUGCUCGAGCGGAACUAGAUUGGUCCCACGGAUAUGGACAGUGAAAGGAGAACCUAAAGGGAAAGGACAAAUAGGCAAAGGUAAGAAUGGAUCGCCCACAGGAAAGGAUGGAGGCAGAGGUGUUGGACAGCUGGUGGCCGAUGAAGUCUUUGGGAAGCACGGAGCCCAGUUCGACUCCUUACAGGAGUGGUGGGAGAGUGACAACAUGGUGGAGCGGUCCGACCUCACCAUGCCGGACGGGGACCGCAUGUGGACCUUGGUGGAGCCCGACAUGGAGAUGGACUAUGAGGACAUCUUCGAGAACGUCAACUUCAUCAACUUGGCGAAACUCAAGCCCCAGAUGGACUACGAAGCCCUCUUCAUUAUUUGUGCUCCCCCAUUUUUGUGGGGGACUCUUAGUCUUGACAUAUGUCGAGAAUGUGGAGAGAUCAUAGCCCUGAAAGAAGUGGCAGAUGACCUUUCUCAUGGAUCGAUCAGAGCUGAUCGGAUUCUGAAUGCUUUGAGUAGCCAGGACUUGAAGGUGAAAUUGGAUGAUGAGGGAGAUGCCUCCUACAGCGUUGCGAGUGUGCCUGUCAACUACUCGGACUUGUCUCGCUUUCAGAAGCUGCAAAAGUUUCUGCAGUCCGACAGAUAUGAAAUGAUCAUUGCCAUCGUGCUUUGUGUCAAUGUGCUCUUGAUGGCCUUCGAGCUGCAGAUCGAUGGGUCAGUGAAAGGCUAUGAGCAGGGAAUCAUCGGUUACGUGGUGGUCCCGUCCGAGGCAUACCCAGGUUGGGAGUCCGCCUUCAAGACAGUAGAUCUCAUCUUCACCUUGUUCUUUGCAGCUGAUGUCAUUUUGCGAGUAUGUGUUCUUAAAUCCAAGUUCUUCAAGGCCUUUGUGAACUACAUCGAUUUGGCAGUUUGUGUUACAACGCUGAUGGAAGUCACUCUGUACUAUAUGGUGACUUUACCGGUGAGUCCGAUCCUAUUUCGUCUUCUUCGUAUUGGCAAAUUGAGCCGAGCGAUACGCAUGGUCACUAUGCACAGUGUCCUGCAGUCCUUGCAUUUGCUCAUCAAAUGCCUUACCGCGAGUACAAACAUGCUCUUCUGGAGCUUUUGCUUGCUCACCUUCUUUCAGUGUGUCUCUGGAUUGGUGAUCAGCACACUCUGUCGCGAUUUUAUCCGAGACACCAGCCAGCCUCUUGAGUUAAGACGAUCUGUUUGGCUCUACUAUGGGACCUUCACCCGCACUUUCUUGUCAAUGUUUGAGAUCCUUUUCGCCAAUUGGAGCCCGCCUUGCCGAAUCUUGGUGGAUGAAGUCAGCGAAUCCUUCGCAGUGUUUUUCUUGAUCUACAGGUGCUUGUUGGGUUUUGCUGUUCUGAAUGUGGUGAACGCGGUUUUUGUGCAGCAGACCAUGAAAACUGCAAGCUCUGAUGAAGAACUCGCCUUCAAACAGAAAGAAAGAGAUCUGGAACUAUUCACUCGAAAGGUCAAGAAACUCUUCAGAACGGUAGAUGAGUCUGGAGACGGAUUGAUCAACAAGGAUGAAUUUUCGAAGCUGGUGAAGGAUCCAAUGCUGAACUUUUGGCUCGGACAAUUGGAGUUGGAGUAUCACGAUUUAAUGGGUUUAUUCGAAUUUCUUGAUAAUGGAGACGGUGAGAUCACGCCACAGGGCUCAAUGCAGUUCAAGCUCCGGACCAUCUUCGAGGAGAUCGAUAUGCAGUGGAGCUGGCCGGCGGACGUGAAUUAUCACGAGGCACGGGCGUACUGCGCAUGGAAGUCUGAACAGGACGGCCUGAAGGAUCAGGAGGCCUAUCGUGUCAUCACGGAGGCGGAGCAUCACCUCAUCCGCCAUCCCGAGGCACGCCCUGAGAACAUGGCGAUGGCCAGAGACGAUCCCACACUUAGCCUAGGCAGGACUGUCUGCGGCGGAGGGCUGGUGGCUGGCACCAACGCCAACUUGGCCUUUGCAUCUCAAAGCCCGGUGGAUGCGAUGCCAGCAUCUCCCACUGGACACCAUGAUGCUAUGGGCAAUGCAUGGGAGUGGACAGAAGAUCAUUUCAACCCUCUUGAGGGCUUUGAAGUUCAUUAUACCUACGAUGACUUCUCUACCCCAUGCUUCGAUGGGCGGCAUCACAUGAUCAUGGGCGGCAGCUUUAUCAGCAAGUCUGACAACGGUGCCUCCGGCUUUUGCCGGUAUCACUUCCGGCCACACUUCCUGCAGCAUUCAGGUUUCAGAUUAGUCUCUUCCAACUCUCCACCUCCCGCCCGGCUUUUGCAUGAGCCGGAGGAGGCAGUGCAGGCAGCGCAGGCAGUGCAGGCAGGCCAAGCUCCAAGUGGCAGUGCUGCUGGCACUGGUGCAGCUGUAGCUGGUCAUGCAGGUUACGAGACGCAGCGUUUAGUGGAUCAAUACUUGGGACUUCACUUCCCAAGCUCCGGGGCUGAUGAGGUGGUGGGCAUCGACUUCAGCCAAGCCUUCAUCGAUGCAGCCGAGAAGAUGAAGAAUGGCGAGGUGGUGCGAGUCAUCCGCUUCAAGGUCCCUUUAGAAGGAGACCUCGAGGCGGAAGUCACUGCUGAACACGAGGCAAAUGUGACAGCUGCUGCCCGGCAACGUGCUUGGUGCCAAGAGCUUAAAGAUCAAGUAGAUGAACUUGGUACCUUCGAUGGUGCAGUUUUGGCCAACCUCUUGUGCCGACUGCCGGAGCCUGUUGCCUGUGCUGUGCUCGGAUGUCUUCUUGUGACUUGCGCCCAAGCAACUGAGAUCGUCACACCCUUCUCAUGGUUGGAGGACUUUACGCCCAAGUCGAAGUGGCUGGGGGGCUACCUGAAAGACAACAAGGAGGUUCAUUCCAAGGAUGAGCUUCAGAGACUCAUGGAGCAGCGGGGCUUCAGCAAACUAUCAGAGCAGAAGCUUCCCCUUGUGAUCCGAGAGCAUCAGCGGAAGUACCAGUACAUCGUCCCGGAGGCUACAGUUUGGCGCCGUUGAGAAGGAGGGCCCCAGCUGGAGGCGUCGUGGUGUGGGAGGCCUACAGCAAUGCAGUCGAAUUUCGGGCUCUGGGUAUCCGGG